AUGGGGCUCAUUACGUCUGCAGGACUCACCAUUAUGCAACAGAACAGAGAAAGAUGUGGAGCUCAGGCUGAGAAUCCUGCUUGUCAGUUGAAUAUCAUUGAAACCUAUGAGGACUAUGAAUAUAUUCAAGAAGGAGAUAUUAUGAUUGGAGGAAUUUUAGCAGUGAACUCAGAAAUGAUUGAGUACAGGAAGGCAGGCGAAGGCUACAAGAGGAAAAUGUGUGUUGUGGUCCUUCCGCAAUAUUACAGACAACUUGUGGAUUUUCGUUUACUCAUUAAAAUAAUUAACCAUAAGCGAUCCUUGUUCCCCAACCUGACCCUGGGGUACCAUAUAUACGACUCCUGUGGGGACGCACAGAAGGCAGUGAGGAGCGUAUUACAGAUAUUAUCUGGUACCAGGGAGCCGGUUCCCAAUUACUCCUGUGUGGGAAAGAGAAACAUUGCUGGGUUUAUUGGGGAUGUCUAUUCAGCGACAACAGUGCCCAUUGCCCAGAUUCUGAGUCUUUUCGGCUACUCACAGAUCAGUUCUGGCGCCACAGACCCAUUGCUCAGUGACAGAGUCACUUACCCAUACUUUUUCCGGACAGUACAAAGUGAUCACCAUUAUUAUCUUGCUUUUAGCCAAUUACUGAAACAUUUUGGCUGGACCUGGAUUGGAAUAAUAAGACUAGAUGAUUAUGAGGGAGGAAAAGAACAUCAGCUGCUAAUGAAGUACCUCUCUAGUCAUGGGAUAUGUGUUGAGUUCAGCGUAAAGAUAAGUAGCUUUAUAGAUCAAACUUCAUCAGGAUGGAAUGAGUACAACAAAGAUAUGCAGUCAAAGCAGGUCAUUCAAAAGUCUUCAGCUAGAGUCAUUCUACUGUGUGGAAUGGUUUCUGGAACCUCGGUUGAAAGUCUACAAAAAUUUACAGAGGAAUUUAUUGAGAGAACAUUAAUUCUUUCUUAUACUAUAUAUGUCAAUUAUCACAUGAUGGAUUAUGCCAUAGACAUAUUUAAUGGUAGUUUAGGCUUAAUACAAUACUUGGAAUAUUCUCUUCAAGGUCCCAUAUUAAAACCUUACCUAGAGAGUAUCCGUCCAUCAAAUUACCCUGAAGACAAGUUACUGGAAGAUAUCUGGAUGCGAUACCAUUUAUGUUUAUCAAAGGACAACAGCAAAAACAAUGUUUAUAAACAAGUUUACAAAGAUGAACUGCGUAACUGCACUGGGAAGGAGCUCAUAACAAACGUCCGCCAUUUUGACAACCCUUUACACAGUCCCCAUGUGGCCUUUGCGGCUUAUAUACUGACUCAUGCAAUUCACAUUAUGCAAAUGUCUAUUGACCAGGAAGGUCCUAAAAAGAGCAAAAAUAUGUAUAAUUAUAAACAUCAGUUACAUCAUUAUUUCAAAAACAUCCCUUUUAAAACCAAUACAACUUUGAAUUUUGAGGAAAAUGGUGAGUUUUUGACUCACUACCGAAUCUAUUACUAUACAAUGAAAUCCUAUAGUGAAAUACAUAUGGAAAUUCUUGGGUGGUUCUUAUCAAGGGGACUCUCGGACCAGCAGCUCUACAUUGGUCCAUAUGAUGUAAGAUGGAAGACCAACAACAGUCAGAUCCCAAAAUCCCAGUGCUCAGAUAACUGUCUCCCCGGCUUCAGGAAGGCACCGGAUCAUGGAACCCACUCCUGCUGCUAUCAUUGUGUUCCUUGUUCCGAGGGAGAAAUGUCUAAUCUGACUGACAGUGAGAACUGCAUCCGAUGCCCAGACAUGGAAUGGCCCAAUGAGAAGAGGAAUCAGUGUAUUGCAAAAACUGAGCAAUUUCUCUCAUACACUAAUGAUGUGAUUUCUGAUGCUUUCAUUAGUGUCUCAAUUCUAUUUUCUCUUAUAACAGUCAUAGUAUUAGGAAUUUUUGUUUUAUACCGGGACUCCCCCAUAGUGAGAGCCAACAACCGGAGCCUGAGCUUCCUCCUCCUUGUCUCCAUCAAGCUGAGCUUCCUCAGUGUGUUUCUGUUCCUCGGUCGCCCUGUGGAUAUAACCUGCAUGCUGCGCAUCAUCACUUUUGGAAUCACCUUCUCCAUAGCUGUCUCUUCUCUCCUGGCCAAGACUAUCAUGGUUUGUGUUGCUUUCAAAGCCACCAAGCCAGGGAGCUCAUGGAGAAAAUGGCUGGGAGUCAAACUGUCCAAUUCUGUAGUCUUGUUCUGCUCAUCCAUUCAAAUAAUCAUCUGCAUGACUUGGUUGGCCAUUUCUCCUCCCUUUCAGGAACUGGACAUUCACACUUCCCCUGGAACCAUCAUCAUUCAGUGCAAUGAGGGCUCAGCUAUUGGCUUUUACUCAGUUAUUGGGUAUAUGGGGCUUCUGGCAGCUGUUAGUUUUGUUUUAGCAUUUUUAGCUCGGAGCUUACCGGACAGUUUUAAUGAGGCCAAGUACAUCACUUUCAGCAUGCUGCUCUUCUGCAGUGUUUGGAUCACAAUGAUCCCGGCCUAUCUGAGCACCAAAGGCAAAAACACUGUGUGUGUGGAGAUAUUUGCCAUACUCACCUCAAGCGCGGGCCUUUUAGCCUCUAUAUUUCUGCCCAAAUGUUAUAUGAUUUUAUUUAGACCUGAGAUGAACACAAAAUCAAAUUUACUUGGAAACAAGUUUUUAUAA
Messenger RNA from Xenopus tropicalis (tropical clawed frog), 2619 nucleotides. Its product is annotated as vomeronasal type-2 receptor 26-like. Gene Ontology annotation, cellular component: membrane; plasma membrane. Bases 1 to 2619 code for a protein of 872 amino acids. Lineage: Eukaryota; Metazoa; Chordata; Amphibia; Anura; Pipidae. Gene Ontology annotation, molecular function: G protein-coupled receptor activity. The transcript has 7 exons. Gene Ontology annotation, biological process: G protein-coupled receptor signaling pathway. The record is from RefSeq and is a predicted model, not a curated record.